AUUUUUAAAAAUGUAUUUUGGUAAAGAGUUCCCAAUUAACAUUUCAAUCUGAUUCUGACUAGCAGAUUUAUAGGAUGUAUGUGAAUGACUUCUCUGAUCUGCUUUAACUCCCUCCUUUCCCAAAAGCUCAGAGAAUUGAUGUGAUCUGUCUAAAGCCACACAGCUCACGUGGCAGAGAAGACCACAUGUAGUGACUUAUUGUCCCCUAAGCUGUGUUCUUUCCUGUUUCUUUAAACAUUAAUGGAAGUUUAAUUUUGCUAGGCAGAAUUAUCUUGUUUGCCAAGAUGAAAUGUCUGUGCAUAAAUGACCUAAAAAAGGAAAGAGAGUAAACAUUUUAAAAAGAAAAGUCAUGUAGACUUAUCUACAAACCUGGGAGUUUGCAUGCAUGUAUGCCUAUGGUUGUGUAAUAAUGGAUUUUUUUUCCUCUAAUGGCUUUUUUUCCUCUUGUAAUUUAAAGUUAUACAAAGUGAUUUAAUUUUCUAUGAGGCAGGUGUUUAGAGAGAUGGGAGGGCAAUCAGUUAAUUUAUUAAGAGUACCCUAAGCACAGGUGAUGAAAGCAUUGUCGGCCACAUAUCAGCAAACAGGAAAAACCUGAAACUGAGAGGGUAUGAUCCAGGGUCACAUAGCUUAUCGUCUCCUAGCCAGAUCAGUGACCUUUUAGCUUCAUUAAGAACCAGAUUAUAACCAUGUAAUGGACAGUUGGAAAUGAUUUGGCUGAAGGCAUAGAUGGGAGGUUUAUCCAAUUUACAAAAGACACAGCUGAGAGGGAUGGCUAAUAUCCUGUCUGAUGGAGUCAGAAUAUAAAAAGAGCUUGACAGACUACGACUUUGAGCAGUCUCUAACAAGAGAAUUUUAUUAAGGAUGAAUAACAUUUGGUACUUUGGUCUAAUAAAUCACCUUAGCUUUGCAAGUCGUAGGAUGGGAGAGACAUGGCAAGAUACCCAGUAGAGAAUAAUCUGGGGUUAUUAGUGGACCACCAGCUCCAACUGUAUCCACAGGGUGAUGGGGCCACCAAACAAAGCACUUUUAAACUUCAAGGAGAGAAAAAUCCAAUGUCUAGACAGAGCUAGGAACAAUGAGGAGGACUUGCAGAGAAGACAACAGCUUCUUAACCACUUAAGCUGUCUCCAAGCUGAUGGUCAGUUGGCUGCCGGCACCUGUGAGAUUGUGACUCUGGACAGAGAUAGUAGCCAACCCCGAAGGACUAUUGCACGACAGACUGCUCGAUGUGCUUGUAAAAGAGGGCAGAUCGCCGGGACGACGAGAGCCCGGCCAGCCUGCGUGGACGCACGAAUCAUAAAAACCAAGCAGUGGUGUGACAUGCUUCCCUGUUUAGAAGGAGAAGGCUGCGACUUGUUAAUCAAUAGAUCAGGCUGGACCUGCACCCAGCCUGGAGGACGGAUAAAGACGACUACGGUCUCCUGACAGCUGCAGCAUGAGCGAGCGUGUGAUCUCCUGGGGACGACGGCUUUAGGCUCUGCAUGAGCUCCUUAUCUUAGUCAAGUUUCUCCCUCCGUGGAUCAUGGCCCGUUGUAUGUCCCUCCCCUCCACCGUCUGUUUCUCUGUAUCUCAUCAAAGACAGCCUCAUUCUUCGACCGAUGCCAUGCGCUAAAGUCUGUCUUGGCCAUCCAAGGAGCACCGAACUAGGGACCAGAGGGAGCAAAGAGAUGCUUGGGCAUUAGCAAUACCAAGUCCGUGAUGAGCGCCCAUCCCCGGGGUCCACUCAGCUGCUGGACUCAAUGUGACCCACGCGGUUUAACGGGAAGAGUCGCCUGCAGAGAAGAGUCCAUUCAGCCUUAGAGAAGACUGUUUUGUCUAUGGGGGGACACUCAGGCGCAAGAGGGAGUCUCUCCUCGUGCCCUGGACUGUCUGAGUCGCUUUUAUUUUCUUAUACUUUCAGUAUAUACAAUAGACCAAAGAGCAAAAUCUAUUUUAAAGAGGACACAAUCUUAUUGUUAAAGUUAUCUGGGUUAAAUUGUAGAGGGGAGGUCGGGGUGGGGGGAGGGAGCAGAGACAUGAAUGAAUCCUGUUGUCGGGGAGCGAGCUGGGCGGUUGCUGUCCAGCGGGCGUCUUUACAGAGGCGUCUUUACGGAGGGGACGCUGCAGUCCAUAGUCACAGGAACUGCACCUGAAGAAAAGAGUUGCCUCUAAAAGAAUACAGACAGAGCAUGGAGAGUCAGUAGCCGAUGAUGUUCUAGACUCAAGCAAACAGACUUCCAUAGAACACAGACUCGCCGCCACUGUGUAGCCACCCGCGCCGUGGCCGUGGCCCCUUUAUCCCUCUGUACUUAGAUUGACUUUAUCGUACUAAAAAUCAUUUUCCGUUUUAACCAGUUAAACAUGCCUCUUCUACCGUUCCAUUUUUGAUAGUUGGAUAAUCCAGUAUUUGCAAAGAGCAUGUUUGGUCUCCUGUGACCUCUGUCUCAUCCGAUGCACCAUUUAGCACCAGAAAGCAAAUUAAAGAAAAAAAAAGUAACACUUGUUUGAAAGAGAUCAUUAAAUGUAUUUUGAAAAUCCUAAAGUUAUAUAUUUAACAGUUUUUAUAUGUUGUAUAUUUGUAGAGAAUACUAUUUAACAAUUAACGUGGUAGCUCUCGCAGGCCUGAUGAACAGUCCGACUCCCACUGGGCUUUCUAAACCCGACAGUCCCGGGAGUGACGAUACCACACGGGAUAUGAAGCACGGCCAGGGAGGAUACUUUCGGAAAGUCACCAGUCCUGUUUAUAUCACAUAAAGGCAUCCAACCAUCACACUGGUAGAAGAUGGGGCUUCUUUUAGGUUUGUCUUUGGAAUUUGGGGAGGGGUCUCUCUCUCUACUGGUCAAAUUUGGUGUAAAAUAUUUUAAUCAUGGUUUUUCCAACUGAGUUACUCUCCCCUCCCCAUUUUCUUCCUCCUUUUGCCCAUGAGUCUAUUUUUAAGUUGGUUGCCAGUCCCUCUCCUGUGUCCCCAUCUUCCAAAGUCCUUAGCCUUAGGAUUAUUGGGUAGGGGAAAUGAUGUUACACUGGAGAGAAAAGUUUGGAGCUGGGUGAAUUCUGAGCUCUAAUACCUUUCUCUACUUACAGUGAGCAUGUGAUGAGAUCACAAGAGCUAAUGAAUCUCCAGCUCUGGUGUCCCCUUUUCCCCAGUGAUGAAUUGUAACCUGAUUCCCACAUCCUUUCUGAGUUUCCACUGUAGUAUACUACCUAUUAGUCCAAUUAAUAUUAGGAGUAUCUUAGUUCUAUGCUACUAAGAGAAAGCAUUUAGAGGAUGAUCAAGAAACCAUAGAGUAAAGCUCAAAAAGAACAUGUCCAUUUGAUUCAAGCCUGUUCCUGGGGGAAUUACAGACAGUAAUCAUGAAUUUAGUAAUAUUUCUGAAGCAAACCAGUGUAUAUGAUGCUUUUUUCUUUCCUUUUUCAAAUUGUAUAACAGGUCUGACCUGUAUCUGAAUAGCAGUUAGCGCCCUCACUCACUGGGUACUAAAUGCCGUGUAAUGCAGGUUGGCCCUCCUGCCCCAGAAAGGACUGACAAUGGGUUCCACAUGACCAAGAGUACUGGGAGAUGCAUUGACCCAUAGGUUCCCCAACCCAGACUGUCUCCUCCUUCCUCCCACCUCUGGUUGUUUCUUUCCGAAGAGAGUGUAGUCGCCUUAUUUAGCAAAGACCGAGAAAUUUAAGAUGUUACAACAUUUUCUGUUGCUUUACAGUAUUCAGUUUUUGUGUUGAUUCCGCUAAAUUAUGGAAAUAAAGAAAAAAAUCCUUUUAUAA
Sarcophilus harrisii (Tasmanian devil) is the source of this 3742-nucleotide messenger RNA. RefSeq names its product TAFA chemokine like family member 5 (gene TAFA5). Gene Ontology annotation, molecular function: G protein-coupled receptor binding; receptor ligand activity. The transcript is spliced from 4 exons. Lineage: Eukaryota; Metazoa; Chordata; Mammalia; Dasyuromorphia; Dasyuridae. The coding region runs from base 1003 to 1425 and encodes 140 amino acids. The record is from RefSeq and is a predicted model, not a curated record. Gene Ontology annotation, biological process: G protein-coupled receptor signaling pathway.